This is a messenger RNA of Priapulus caudatus, 3267 nucleotides long. Its product is annotated as protein DVR-1-like. Gene Ontology annotation, cellular component: extracellular region. The record is from RefSeq and is a predicted model, not a curated record. Bases 446 to 1543 code for a protein of 365 amino acids. Gene Ontology annotation, biological process: SMAD protein signal transduction; BMP signaling pathway. Gene Ontology annotation, molecular function: cytokine activity; growth factor activity. Lineage: Eukaryota; Metazoa; Priapulida; Priapulimorpha; Priapulimorphida; Priapulidae. The transcript is spliced from 3 exons.
GACGUGUUCACGUAGUCGUCUGCACCGCAUUCGCGCGGGUGUCACCCGGUGCGUCACGUGACAACAAUAGCCGUCAUUUAGUGAGAGAGAUCGGCACCUGAGAUAGCGAGCUCUGCGGCUGCCAGAGCCGAUGCUAGCCGCAGAUAACGCCGGAAACGUAAUGGGUUAAAUAUCUCGUGAAAGACAAUAGCGGAUUCAUUGCCGACCCAGAAUCCGAGGAGAGUGCACACCGCGCAUCGUGCAUGCGAACCAGAGAACGAAAGAGCGAGAGAGAAAGACAGACAGAGAGAGAGAGAGAGAGAAAGAGAGAGAGAGAGAGAGAGAGAGAAAGUGACUGCGAGUCAACUACACAACGAUACUGCAACCAGGCGCCGUCACUACGGGAGUAAGUGCAUCACCUGUAUAUAUCACGCUGUUAUAUAUUCUACAUCAGCGAUCGUGAACGAUGACCCGCACCGCAGCAGCGCUGGUCGCCGCAGCGCUCUGCGCUCUCAUCACACUACCGCACUGCGACGCCUUGGGAGACCUCGCCUCCCUGCUGGCUGGCCGCACCGCCGCUGCCGCGCCUCCCGCCGAGCGCGCAGGACAGGAACCAACCGCCACUACCAACCCUCUGACGAACCCGGAGGAGGCGGAGCGCUUCUUGCUGCGCGGGCUCGGGCUUCGCUCGCGACCGCGGCCGAGCGCCAACGCGUCGCUUCCCAGCUUCAUGCUGGACUUAUACAAGCGCAUGGAGCGCAUGAACCAGCACGCCGGACUCGGCUGCGACUACACGGACAGCAAGCUGGCCGGCAACGUCAUUCGCAGCUUCCCGAAUAAAGGCAGCAUCAUUGAACAAGUGUCGAAAUUCGGACACCAACGCCCCUUUUUUUGCGAUCGCGAAGAUCAACUUUCAAACAUGGACGCCUUCCCGCGAGCCGAGAAGCUCAACUCGGCGCAGAUCCGCGUGCGACUGUCGCGCGACUUGGAGGGACUUACGUUCGUGCCGAAGCGCUACAAGGUGCACAUCUAUCGGCUGCUGCAGGACGUUAACGCGUCGGUGACUCACGGCGACAUCACGCAGCGACAGAAGAUGACCGAACUGGGUCGCCCGACGCACCAUCAAAACCUUGCAGCAGAUGCGCACGCGCGCUCUAAGCGGGCGGCGCGCGCUAACUCGCGCAAGUCGCGCAACGUCGUCAUGGCGGCGGAGACGGCGAAGGUCGGCAAGCGGCAGUCGAAGGCGAGCGCGCUCUGCCAGCGUCGCAAGCUGUACGUGAACUUCUACGAGAUCGGCUGGUCGGACUGGAUCAUCGCGCCGCCGGGCUACGACGCCUACUUUUGCGACGGCAAGUGUCCGUUUCCGCUGCACGAGCAGAUGAACGCGACGAAUCACGCCAUCAUACAGACGCUCGUCAACUCGGUGAACCGUAAGAAGGUGCCGAGCGCCUGCUGCGUGCCGACCCAGCUGUCGCCCGUCUCGAUGCUCUACUACGACAGCAACAGCAACGUCGUGUUGCGACAGUACGACGACAUGAUCGUCGACGGCUGCGGCUGCCGCUAGGCGGCGCUGGAAAUCCUCCGCGGAGUUGUCAACGAUGCUGCUGCCCGUCUGAAUUCUCUUUUACAGCGUACUGCGAUAGUAGGACGAUAUAAUUGUCGACGGCUGCGGCUGCCGCUAGGUGGCGCUUGUAAGCCUCCGCGGAGUUGUCGACGAUGCUGUUGCCCGUCUGAAUCCUCUAUUACAGCGUUCUGCGAUAGUAGGACGAUAUAAUUGUCGACGGCUGCGGCUGCCGCUAGGUGGCGCUUGUAAGCCUCCGCGGAGUUGUCAACGAUGCUGUUGCCCGUCUGAAUCCUCUAUUACAGCGUGCUGCGAUAGUAGGACGAUAUAAUUGUCGACGGCUGCGGCUGCCGCUAGGUGGCGUUACCGCGUCUCCUCCGAGUGCGGGUGAGUGUACACGCAGCUUUCACGCGUUUUUGUGAAAUGCAAUCAGCAGGUUGACUGCCAAAAUAGAUGUCAAAAAAAUAUAUACGUAGGUACGACUAGAUGUAAAAUUAGCAAGUCGUAUUGAUUUGCUUCAACGUGCCGCGCACGUUACGUAUUAUCAAUAGCCGAUUAAUUAAUAGGCUGAUUAAAAUAGGCAUACUGUUGAAAUAGUGUACAUAAGAUAGCAGUUGAUACUUAUAUAUAUAUAUAAUUUUGUAAAUACGGUGUAAAUUAUUUAUUCAUGAUAUAUGCGAUUUAUAUUGUUACAAUAGAGCCCGAUAUAUAUAUAUAAUGUAGUAUUUGCACAAUCAUCCUGAUGUAUUUCACGAUCAGUUAAGUUAUUGACCGUGUAUUUAUUUAAUCUUUAUUAGAUAAUAAUUCCCGUUGCCGUACAGACACUCGCGUGCUCACGGGUGUUUAUUAUGCUAAAUACCCGUCUAAAUCAUAGCGAGUAAGAUGAAUGACAUUUGAGACGAGUUGGUAUGCUGGGUUUAAUAAUAUUCGAAUUCCAUUAUGUUAUUUGGGGGAUAAAAUAUUUUUACGCGUUAACUUUGGUGGCGUUGUUGCACACCUUAUUAUUUAUUCUAACUUAUUCUAACUUGAUGGUGGUUUUGUUGGUAAUGGUAUGCUAUAGAAUAAUAUUAAUUUUCUCUUCUCUACUUUAAAUACAGUUCAAUAUUUAUUUAUUUUAUAUUAUUCAUAUUACUGAAUAAUAACUAAUGAAUCGAAAUGUAUAUCAAACGGGAUAAAGAACUAACAGAUAUUAUAUUGGUUUGUGUAAAUGCUCGAUCUGAUGGUAUUUAUCUUAUUUAACAUGUGGUGCAUGGUUGCAUAUUUAUUAAUUAUUUAGUUAAAUGUUGGGUAUACUAAGUCUCAAGAAGUGUAUUUUCAUCACGAGGUUCGAAUGCAACACGAGAUUGUGUGAAUAAUCAAUUAUUUAGGUCAGCUCUAUUAUGAUUUAUUUGAUCUUAUUGAUGUAGGAGGUUAUUACCGAUUAUGCUUGCUGAUGCUGAAAUUAUCAGAUAGCAGUGCGCCUCUACUAACUGGACAAGUCGUUGUAAUUAUCACCUUGUUUUGAAACCUGUAGCAUAUAGUACAUACUAACAAGCUUGUCUUCUUUUAAUAAGGGUUAUUCUUGUUUUCAUAUGGACGAUAUUUAGCCUGUAUCGCUUACUCUCUGUUUCAUCUCGUGUAUGGUGUGUAUGUAUGCAGUCAUGCAUGUACUGUGAGACCUUAUAGAAGCUUGACAAUUCAAUGUUGAGUUAUAUGUAAAAUAAACACGUAGCUUUUUCGGUAAAAUA